Messenger RNA from Pseudophryne corroboree (corroboree frog), 1481 nucleotides. Its product is annotated as kinesin-like protein KIF19. NCBI's taxonomy places the organism in Eukaryota, Metazoa, Chordata, Amphibia, Anura, Myobatrachidae. The transcript has a single exon. Gene Ontology annotation, biological process: microtubule-based movement. The coding region runs from base 106 to 1365 and encodes 419 amino acids. Gene Ontology annotation, molecular function: microtubule binding; microtubule motor activity; ATP binding. The record is from RefSeq and is a predicted model, not a curated record.
AGAACAGGCAGCUGGCUGCUUCCUGGCUCAUAUCUGAUAUUGCUGGACUAGUGCCAACACACAGAUAAUUUUCUUACGCUUUUCUGAUAUUAGAAUCGAGAGAAGAUGAAUACUGAACAGAAGAACGCUAUAGACCAUCAGGUGACUGUGGCUCUGCGCAUCCGUCCAUUUAAUUUGAUGGAGACUAAGAAUCGAGCCCAGUGCAUCAUGCACCAACUUGGUCCGCAGACGCUGCUACUGAAGGACCCUGGCGAGGAUCCUUAUGACGUACUGCGCUCGAGCAGGACAAGAGAAACAACAUUCACCUUUAACCACGUGUUCGAUCAGGCAGCUACUCAGGAAAAUGUAUAUGAUUCCACGAUGAAGAACAUAGUGGAUGACAUCCUAGCUGGGUACAAUGCUGCCAUAUUCGCCUACGGCCCAACAGGCACAGGGAAGACCUAUACUAUGAUGGGUAAGCCUCGCGAGCCCGGAGUGAUUUAUCGCACCCUGAAGGACCUGUAUAAGACUAUUGAGGAGACCGGAAGGAGAGAUAAUUUCUCUUUAUCAUUGUCAUAUGCUGAGAUCUACAAUGAAACAAUCCGGGACCUAUUAAAACCUUCUUCUAGAUCUUUGGCCCUCAGAGAGGAUCCUUAUGGUAACACCAAAAUACUAGGGAUUACUGCGUUCUCCCCUAGCACUCCUGAGGAGGCCAUGAAUCUGCUGAAGAUGGGAAACAAAAGGCGCUCUGAAAUAACAACAGCAGCUAAUAAGACCUCAUCACGCUCCCAUGCCAUAUUACAAAUCACCGUAAAACAAACAGGCAGUGAUGGGGUUAGCACAGGCCGCCUGUACAUGGUGGACCUGGCAGGAUCAGAGCGAGCAAGCCAGACUACCAACAGUGGCAAGACCAUGAAAGAAGGAGGUUACAUCAACCGCUCCCUCCUCGCCCUCAGAAAGUGCAUCAUGGCACUGCGCGAGAAACCAGGCAGCCAUAUAAACUAUCGGGACAGUAAACUGACCUGGCUGCUAAAGGGCGCACUGAGCGGGAAAAGCAGAAUGGUCAUGAUUGCACACGUCAGCCCUGCAGAUAGUGCCUUUGAAGAGUCACGCAGCACAAUGACCUAUGGGAGCAAGGCCAAAUUCAUCCAGACACGGGUGGAGAGAAACAGUGUCCCCCAUGGUACUGCUGAGAGGGGCAGGGGGGACAAAGUGCUGCAGAAAGACAUGCAGUUUAUUAUGAGACGCACUAUGGCACCGCUGAUUAAUUUGCCCCGCGUAGUCCCUAUGGCAAAGAAUUUACAGUCUGCACAUGAGAUCAGUGCUACAGCUCGUGCCAGUGCAAAUUCUUACACAUAUCUAGAAUUAGCACGUAGAUGGCUGUAGAAACACCACUUGGGCCGGCAGAAACACCACUUGGGCCGGCCGGCAGGAACACCGUUGGUGGUAAAGGUGAUUAUAAAAAAAAAAAAAAAAAAUGAGAGCUGGGGAUUAGGGCUACU